Clarias gariepinus (North African catfish) is the source of this 6379-nucleotide messenger RNA. RefSeq names its product zinc finger and BTB domain containing 16a (gene zbtb16a). Gene Ontology annotation, molecular function: DNA-binding transcription factor activity; protein binding; RNA polymerase II cis-regulatory region sequence-specific DNA binding. Gene Ontology annotation, biological process: regulation of transcription by RNA polymerase II. The record is from RefSeq and is a predicted model, not a curated record. The transcript has 7 exons. The coding region runs from base 181 to 2196 and encodes 671 amino acids. Lineage: Eukaryota; Metazoa; Chordata; Actinopteri; Siluriformes; Clariidae.
CGGGUACUGUGAACUGCGCUCUGUAUGCACGAGUCUCCUCAAUAAAGAGCCCUGUACGGAAGCGGCGCGUGCGAGCGACCUGCAGACUCACUUUAUCUUGUUUACAAAGAUAACUGAACAGACUGUCGAGUGGAACGAGAGAGAGACUCAUGAAUUGGCCUGGCGGGUUACGGAGACGUUAUGGAUCUGACUAAAAUGGGUAUGAUACAGCUCCAGAACCCCAACCACCCCACUGCGCUGCUGCACAAGGCCAAUCAGAUGCGCCUGGCCGGUACGCUGUGUGAUGUGGUCAUCAUGGUGGACAGCCAGGAGUUCCACGCUCACCGGACAGUACUGGCAUGCACCAGCAAGAUGUUUGAGAUCCUUUUCCAUCGCAACAGCCAGCAUUAUACCCUCGAUUUUCUUUCGCCAAAGACCUUCCAACAGAUUCUUGAGUAUGCUUACACUGCCACGCUUCAAGCAAAAGUGGAAGACUUGGAUGACCUGCUGUAUGCAGCAGAGAUACUCGAGAUUGAGUAUCUUGAGGAGCAAUGCCUGAAGAUUUUGGAGACCAUCCAGUCUUCGGAUGAGAAUGAUGCGGAGGUCAACAUGAACGACGGUGGUACGGAGGAGGAUGAUGAGCACAAAGGGAGGCAUGGCAGGAGCACUGCCGGCUCCAAGAAGCAUUCCAUGGAUGAUAGCGGCUACGUGUCCACUGCCCAGCAAGCGUUAGCACUGUCAGGCAUCAUAGAUCAGAGCCCAUCUGUCUCCACUUCCUUCGGUCUCUCCACAAUGAGCCCAACCAAAGCUGCAGUGGACAGCCUGAUGAGCAUUGGCCAAUCUCUUUUGCAGAGCAGCAUGCAGCAUGGUCUGGGCAGUGAUCAGGCCCUCCUGGGCAACCCUCACUCUAUAAUGACAGAGAUUAAGACAGAAAUGAUGCAGGUGGAUGAUGCUAAUGGUCGUGAGAGCCCCAGAGCUAUGGAGUCCAGCACCUCGAGCAACGGUGACCGCAAUAGUGAUGGCGAUAAGAGCCGUGAUGGGCCUGGUACCCCCACCAGAAGCAGCGUAAUCACCAGCGCCCGUGGGUUACAGUAUGUCCGUGAGGAUGGGGGGGUCGAUCACCCCAUCGAGGCCAGCCAGAUGGGGCUGGAAGGUAUGCAAGGUAUGACUGAGAAACAUCUGGUCUCUCUGUAUGGCCUGCCACACAACCAUAAGAGUGAGGCCUUGCUCUCCAUGCCUGCCUCCAUGGCCUCAACCCUGCACAUGUCCCCAGCUCUGGCUAUGUCCAUGGACUUCAGCACCUAUGGCAGUCUCCUGCCACAGAGCUUCAUCCAGAGGGAGUUCUUCAACAAGUUGGGCGAACUAGCGGCUGGCAUGAAGCCUGACGGACGCGGUGGGCAAAAUGAGCGCUGUAACGUUUGCGGUGCCGAACUGCCUGACAACGAAGCUGUGGAGCAGCACAGGAAGCUGCACAGCGGAAUGAAGACCUACGGCUGUGAGCUGUGCGGCAAGCGCUUCCUAGACAGCCUACGCCUGCGGAUGCACUUGCUGUCUCACUCAGCCGGAGAGAAGGCCAUCGUGUGUGACCAGUGUGGAGCUCAGUUCCAGAAAGAAGAAGACCUGGAAGCACACAGACAGAUUCACACAGGAUCAGACAUGGCCAUCUUCUGUCUGCUCUGUGGGAAGCGCUUCCAGACGCAGACGGCCCUGCAGCAGCACAUGGAGGUCCACGCUGGGGUCCGCAGCUACAUCUGCAGCGAGUGCAAUCGCACCUUCCCGAGCCACACGGCACUCAAACGCCACCUUCGCUCCCACACAGGUGACCAUCCGUAUGAGUGCGAGUUCUGCGGGAGCUGUUUCCGUGAUGAGAGCACGCUGAAGGGCCACAAGCGCAUCCACACCGGAGAGAAGCCCUAUGAAUGUAAUGGCUGCGGCAAGAAGUUCAGCCUCAAACACCAGCUGGAGACCCAUUACCGUGUGCACACAGGUGAGAAGCCUUUCGAGUGCAAGCUGUGUCACCAGCGCUCGAGGGACUACUCAGCCAUGAUCAAACAUCUGCGCACCCACAACGGCGCCUCGCCCUACCAGUGCACCAUAUGCCUGGAGUACUGCCCCAGCUUGUCCACCAUGCAGAAGCACAUGAAGGGUCACAAGCCAGAGGACAUCCCACCAGACUGGAGGAUCGAGAAGACCUAUCUGUACCUGUGCUACGUCUGAUUGAGGCAGAGGCCUGCGUAGGGUUGGGUUGGGGUUGGCAUUGAGGUUGUGAUUAGGGUUGGGGGAGCAUAAGAAUGGAAUGCACAGCGGAAGCAAAAAGGGGGGAAUGUUUACAUUUUCGGCGGCAGGGCUGGGCAAGGCAAAGUUGAAAGAGGGGACACGGAAAAAAAAUGUACUUAAGUAUGGUGGCGUUGUCAUGUUGUAGUAUUGCGUUCUGUUGUGCUGUGAUGGUGUUGUGACUCAAACAGGAAGUCUGCUCUACUCAUUAAGGAUUCUCCCACUGUUUCAAGCUUUUUUUCAAACUCGCAUCCUUUCACUGUUUUUUUUUUAUUUUUUUUUUUAUAAUAAUUAUUCUUGGUUAUCCACUUGUUACUAGCCAAGAUUCGACCCCGCUAAAGUCAGACAUACCAGGAGGUGUUGCAAGCACUUACAUCGGCCAGGAAGAUACAAACCUUACAGUACAUCAUGUCACUGGUACUGUUUAUGGGUUUUUGAAGGGACGUUUUAUCAUACGACGGAUCCUUGCUGGGUAGAGCCUUCCUGCUUGAUUGACAUUCAUUAAAGGUUUAUCGGCUUAACCAGCAUACAAACCAGCUAUUCAUAUAUGCUAUUUCAGUUUUCUUAACAUAAUCUUAGUCUCUGCAUCAUAGCCUUUCAUAGCUUCAUUGCACAAAUUACGAUGACAAUUUCUGUUUGAUUUUUUUUCCUGCCCUCAUACAACAUAAUCGCGUGCCACGUUACGCCAUUCUUCUGCUGUAUGUUUUCAUUUAAUAUUAACUGGACCUUUUUUUUUUUCUUAAUUUUUUUGCUUCAUUUAUUACUCAUUUAGUUCCUCAUCGUGAAGUACAUGACAGGAAAUCAGUUUAACACAAAAUAAUCAGCUUCGAAGCAGGAUUCAGCAGUACAUUACAUUUAAGGAGCGCACUAAAAAUCUAAUCAACUGUGUAUAUUCUGAUAUAGAGACCAAAAUAAUGACUAAAGCUGCUUUUGCCAGUGGCUUGGACACUAAAGGGCACUGUGAUGUACAGGACUGGUCUCCACAUAUCUGAGAGAUGAGUGAAAGCAAGUUUCACAAAUGGGAGGUAUGAGGCCUGUCUGGUCUAUCCAGCCCUGAGGGCUACCAUGAAAGAAUAGAUCAACUCUUUGUAUGGUUAUGUUCCUUUGCUAUGUCUGUAUUUCCUAUUUUACCUUGAUUUGUUAGCACGUUGUGCUUGAAUUACCUCGUAUUUUUUUGUGACCUCAUGUGCUUGUGUUUUUUGUUUUUUUCCUUUAUUCCUUCUUUUGUUGUGUGUGUAUAUUUGAUUACAUGCACAUUUUAUGUCUGUCUGCCAUGUUUUGCAGAAGAGAUGUGAAAAAAUGAUGUGCCAUGGUGAUGAGAGAUUAUUAUUGUGUUAUUGUUACCAAACUUGGUAUUUUUUUUUUGUUGUUGUUGUUAUUAACCCUGCUUGUUUAAGAGCUUGUGGGUUUGGUCAUUUUUGUAAGCUACCUCUAAUUUUUUUUUUUUUUUUUUUAGUUUUUUGUUUUUGUUUUUUUGCAAAAAGCACAUUUUUUUGUGUUUGAAGUUUUGAAUUAUUGCAACUUUUCAUCUCAUGCUUUCCGUCUGUUGAGAUUUGGAAAAGACAUGUAAAGGGCAAGAUUUAUUAAUGAUGGAUAAAGUGGAAAGAAUAAAAAAAAAAAACAUGCAUUUAUUUGCUCUGACCACCCACCUGUCCCCCUUUACCCCAGACCUUUUCUUCAAGAGCAGAUAAGAGAUUUAAAAGCCUUAAGCUUGGGGGAAGAGUUGAUCUAUGAGGUAUGUAUGGAAUCGAUGGAGUGUAGUACUUUAAAGUAAAAAAAAAAAGAAACAUUAAACUUGAAAAUAUGUGAAUAGAAUUGUAGUUUUGUAAUGUGAAAAAAAAAGAUGGUUCAUAAAGCCUGAACCGCUAAGAACAGGUCAUAUGCAGCUGUGCAUUGUGCGUUGGACAAUUGGGACUGCAAGUGGUAAUCGAGGAUGAAAGGAAAGAAAAAAAAAUUGAUAUCCUGUCUAUCAACGUUUCUUUAUAUGAGUGUAGUCCUGAGCAAGAGCCAACAGAGGCCAUUUGAUAUAUAAAAUUGUGAUAUUUUUGUAUUGAGUGUUGGUCCCCUUUCCAUUUGUUGAGGUUUCAGCAGGGCAAAUAUUUGUAGUUUGUUCCUUUUUUUUUUUUUUUUACAUUGUUCUUUUCUGGUUGGACUUUUUAGCCUUGCACCUCUUUGGUAAUGUUAGACAUAAGUGUGUGAACGUUGUUGUAAUUCAGUGUUGCUUUUCUGGAUGUCAAUACAUUGUAGGUGAAGGACUAAAUCAGCCACAAAUGUCUGCUUUGUAAGUAUAACAGAAAAAAAAGAGAGAGAAAUGUAUUAUGAUGCCAAUGAUCAAUUACUCACAAAUCAUCCUUACAACUUCAAACAAUCAAUGUUGCCAAUAUUUUGUUUUUGUGUUACUUGAAGUGACUGAAAAUAGGGGUGGCGCAGAUAUGGGAGACGGGGUGGGGUGGGCGGAGAUUUAUGGAGGGGUAGAGAAAUGUACCUGUCGUGUCUUGUAGUAUUCUGGAAAACACUGUGAGUUCGGGGGGAACUUUUGCCCCCCUGUGAGAUUUAAAGCAAGCCUAAGUAGCUCAAUGUAAGAGGAAUAAAAUAACACGGCAGAUAUAAAAGUGUCUGGGCAACAAUAACCGAUAUUAAGCCACACACUAGUGUCACUGUCUUCUAUACCUUCUUUUAUUACCUUCCCAUGGAGUAUGAGUGUAAAAGUGUACGAGUGUGUGUGCGCGUGUGUGUAAGAGAGAGCCUAUUAGUGUCGAAUGCACUAAUCAAACCUUAAUGUUCUAUGCCACUUUUCUCUCUAUAGGAUCAAAAGAUAUUGGCAUUGAUAUAGUUCUUCCCUCGAUGUUACUCUGAUGUUUCUGUAAUAUUUGUGCCUAAAUGAAAUUGUUCAAAUUGUCCAUCGAUAUCUGCUUCGUUUUCUGUAUUUUUCAAAACUUAAUCGGUGUCUCUCUAGAGCUCCAGGGAUGCCAUUGUGAUCACAUUGUGGCUACUUAAUGGCUAAAAAAAUAAUGUAACCAUGUCCAUGUGGGAAAACCUAUUGGAUCGUAAUAGGAUCUUUUUCUUUUCUACUUUUUCAUUAGUGACUAAAUAUCUGAUCCUGUAUUUUGUACACAAAAUAAACAAUGUAUACAUUCUUUGGAAUGAAAUGUGCAUUUAUCUCAAGAGAUUUUUUUGAAAAAGUCAAAAAUUUUGGCACUGUUUUUUUUUUUUUUUUUUUUUUUUCAAUUGUGUUAUAUCAGCAACAGGUUUUGCUGAUGAAAGCUGAUGAUGGUGACUUUAUUUUUGUACAGUACACCGAUAUUACUGCCCCAGUUUGACAUUACUGUAAUUUUGGUUCAAGUACUUACAUCAUCAGCAUGUGCAAAGAGACAGUGUCAUCCUGGCAUCCCUGGAGUUUGGCUCACUGUGUUCGAGUGUGGUGUUUUAGCAAGAGUAGACAUUUCAUGCCGUGUUGCCAUGCAUGUGCCAUUGAGGUCUAGAUGAUAUUGUUGGAAGCACCAAGACCUUUUUUUUUUAUUUUAAAUUAGCACUGAGGACCAAUCGCCCUGUCGGACCAAGCGCAACAGAGCUUUUCUAAAUGUCUCUCCAAUUCACUCUAUAUCUUUCCAUCUGUCUGUCCGUCUCUCUCUUUUUCUCUCUCUCUCUUUCUCUCUCUCUCUCUCUCAUUCUAACUCUGAUCUCCCACGUUUACUAUAUCCCAUUUUCCGCUUAUCUGCUUUUUUCCUUAUUGUGACAGCACAAGUGCCAGUCCAGUUGCUUUGUACUAAAAAAAAAUAGUGUUUUUAUAAUUAUUUUGAAUUGUUCUAGUUACGUCUACCUCAGCACCUAAUCUUAGCCUAAUCUUAGAAGGUGCCUCAACUAUUUUUUUUUCUGUUUGUUGUCAAUUGUAAAAAAAAAUAAUAAUAAUAAUAAUUAAUUUGCAUUCAGCUUUGCAAAAGGUCCUUUUGUCUUUUUCCGGCCACAUGCUAUUUUUGUAGCACCACUUUCUGGCAAUUGUGCUACGGAUAUCGGCAUCGGUUUCUGAUGUAGUUUUUCUUUACGUGUAGGAUCAGACACAUCUCUUUGUAACAUUUCAGUGUUCUCUGAUGGAGUGUGGAAAAAAAUAAAAAAGAAAUUAAAGAGA